Apus apus (common swift) is the source of this 7388-nucleotide messenger RNA. RefSeq names its product receptor-type tyrosine-protein phosphatase V-like. Gene Ontology annotation, biological process: angiogenesis; protein dephosphorylation. The transcript has 39 exons. The coding region runs from base 135 to 6950 and encodes 2271 amino acids. Gene Ontology annotation, molecular function: protein tyrosine phosphatase activity; cadherin binding. NCBI's taxonomy places the organism in Eukaryota, Metazoa, Chordata, Aves, Apodiformes, Apodidae. The record is from RefSeq and is a predicted model, not a curated record.
UCCGACAGCAUGUGGGGACGCAGCCCCUCGCUGCCGUGGGAGAAGCGGCUGGCUGGGGACAGCCUCUGCUGAGGAGCUGCCACCGCCCCCCCUCCAACUUGUCCCCCCUCUUGUCCGCAGCGCCCCCGGUCCCCAUGAGGCCCCCGCUGCUGCCGCUGCUGGUGCUGUGGGUGCCGCGGCUCCUGGGAUCGCUGGCAGAGGGUGAGGGAUGCAACCGGACAGCGCGGGCAGGGCUGGAGGGACAGGCUGCACACAGUGAACCAGGGGCCCCCCUGAACCUCAGCGUGAGUGACCACAGCCGGUCGGACUCCCUCCUUGUGUCCUGGGAGGAGCCCAUGGGGGAUGCUACGGGAUAUUCGCUCGCCCUCUCCUCCCUGGGGUCAGGCAAGCUGCUGCAGAAUGGAUCUGCUGGACCCAACGUCACCAGCUUCUGGUUCCACGGGCUGACCCCCGGCAUGCGCUACAAGAUCGAGGUGACAGCCACGCUGGCUUGCAUGGAGACCACCAGUCAGACAGUCACAGCACAGACAAGUCCCUCCCCCGUGCGCAGCCUGACCCUGAGCAGCAGUGGGAGCCCUGGGGUGCUGAGGGCGUCCUGGGAGCACGCCCAGGGCCAGCGAGACAGGUACCACCUGGCUCUCUAUCACAGCCAGUCCCAGGCACUGGUGAGAAACGUGUCCCUCUUGCCCAACACCUCCACCUUCCUGCUGGAUGGGCUGCUGGCUGGUAGCGAGUACGCCCUGAAGGUCAGCACACUGGCUGGAGCCAGCCAGGCCAGCAGCAGUGUUCACCAGUGGACAGCUCCCUCCAUCCCCACCCAGCUGAGGCUCAGCCCGGGCUCCAGCACCAGCCUCACGGCCUCCUGGGGCAGCGCCGCGGGGGCUGCCUGGCUGCACCUCACGCUUCACAACCUCCUCACCCGGACGGUGACCACCACCCUGUCAGCCAGGAGGGGUCUCACCAGCUUCACCUUCCAGCACCUCCAGCCUGGCACCCCAUACUGGCUGGGGCUGAGUGCCGUGGCUGGGCCCUACAGGGUGGCAGGGCCCAAUGCCACUGCCUGGACAUACCCCCUGAGCCCUGGCAACGUGACCCUGAGCAGAGCAGAAGAACAGAGCUCCUUGCAGGCUCACUGGAGCACUCCAGCAGGAGAGAGGGACUUCUACCUGGUGACACUGCAGGAGGGAGAGGACCAUGCUCCCACAAGGAACAUCUCUGUUGAUGGAGACAACAGUCAUAUCACCUUCCAUGGGCUGAGCCCUGGGACACAAUACUGCGUCCAGGUGACAGCAGUAGCUGGGCCUCACCGGGCAUCAGCCCACAGCACAGUGGCCUGGACGGAGCCACUGGCACCGUCUGGUGUGGGUCUGUCCAGCCAAGGGAGCCCCUACAGCCUGCUGGCCAGCUGGGAGGAGGCAAUGGGAGAGGGCUACCUGCUGGCCCUCAGCCCUGUGGAGCACCCAGGGAGGAACAGCUCACUCCUCCGACGUGUCACCAACUUCACCUAUGAGGGCCUCCAGCCUGGCACCCUCUACACCCUUGAAGUCAGCACCGUGGCUGGCCCCUACACCUCAUCACCCCGGCGCGUCACCAACUGGACAUAUCCUUUGCCCCUGGAACAGCUGACCCUCAGCAGUCAUGGCCACAGCACCUCUCUGCAAGCCUCCUGGAGAGCAGCUUCUGCUGGCAGUACCAGCUACACAGGCACCCUUUACGAGACCAAGCUCCAGGAGAGAGUCAGGAAUGUGACUGUGGGGAACAACUGGACAAAUGUCACCUUUGAGGACCUGGUCCCUGGGCGACAGUAUACGCUGGAGAUGGCUGCUAUGGCUGGACCUUACAGAUCCCCUGUGCAGUCAGCCACAAACUGGACAUAUCCUCUAGCUCCAGCUGGUGUGACCCUGGCCAACACCCGGCACCCGCUGGGACUCUCUGCCUACUGGGACAAGGCUGCUGGUGACGUAGACCAGUUCCAUCUCCAGCUCUACAGCAAGAGCCAUCCAAUGCAGAGGAACAUCUCAGUGGGGCCAAACACCCACAACUUCACGUUUCUGGGGCUCUCCCCUGGUGUUCAGUACUUCCUGAAAGUCACCGUCCUGGCUGGCCCGUACCGAUCCUCAUCCCACUUUGCCACUGAGUGGACAUAUCCACUGUCUCUGGCUAACGUGACUGUACAGCCUGGCCAGAGACCCCAGGAGCUACGUGUGAGCUGGGUGGAGUCAGGCAGUGGCAGAGACCACUUGGUACAGCUCUCAGUGGCCGAGUCCCUGUCCAUCAUCAGGAAUGUGUCUGUCCCCCGUGGAGUCACCCAGAUUGACCUGGAGGGGCUGGUGCCAGGGUCCCGGUACCGCGUGGAGAUAAUUUCUCAGGCUGGACCUCAUCGCAUCUCGUCUCAGACCACCAUUGGCUACACGGUUCCACUCCCUCCUCUUUCCCUGUCUGCUAGCCCUGGCACUGCCGGGGCUCUGGCUGUGCACUGGGAGACUCCCCUGGGGCACAGGGAUGGGUACCUGCUCAGCAUACAAGAGGAGGGCUCUUCUGCAGCAGCAAGGAACCUGGAAACAGGGAAGGACAGCACCAAUGUCACCCUGGCACAGCUGGAACCAGGAACUUGCUACCUGGUUGGGAUCUGGGCAGUAGCUGGAACCUUCCGUUCCCUCCCCAAGAACGUCACUGGCUGCACGGUUCCUGCUGAACCAACAAACCUGACCUUUACCAACCCAGGCAGCUCCUCAGAGCUUCAUGUGAGCUGGAACAAACCCCCUGGCAGGAGGGACCACUACCUUAUUACUCUGUACAGCCUUAGCACCCAGAAGAAGGAUCAAGUCCAGACCUUGAGUCCCGAUGCCCAGAACUUCACUUGGACUCACUUGGAGGCAGGCAGCAGGUUUGCUGUGCAGGUCACUGCUGUGAAAGGCCUUUUCAAAGCCUCCUCCUCCAACGUCACCCAAUGGACACACCCCGUGGCCCCUGCCAGCUUCACCCUGGGCAGCCCUUCUGCCUCCACACUGCAGGUCUCCUGGGCAGUCAUGGGCCGAAGAGCAGAAGGCUUCGUGGUAGAGGUCUGUGACACAGCCUCCAGCAGCUGCGUUGGGCGCGUGGCGCUGGGUGUGGAUGCCAGGAGUCACAUCUUCAGGAACCUGAGCCCCGGCACCCGCUACUCCGUGGCAGUGAGGGCCACAGCAGGGCCCUUCCACACCAGCAGCCCCAACCUCACCCACUGCACACGACCACUGCCCCCGGCCACCCUGUGCUGGCUGAGCCAGGGACACCCCGACACCCUGAGUGCCUCCUGGGCAGCCCCGGCCGGGGGCCGGGACGGCUACAGCCUGACCCUGCGCCGGGCACCGCUGGGCACCGUGGCAGCUACAGCCUCGCUCGGGAGAGACACCCACAACUUCACCUUCACGGGCCUGGCCCCAGGGUACGAGUACUCCCUGGAAGCCAGCACCAUGGCUGGACCCUACCAGGCAGCAGCACCCAACAUCAGUGGCUGGACACGCCCUCUGCCCCCGGCUGCCGUGUGCCUGCUGAGCCAGGGACACCCCGACACCCUGAGUGCCUCCUGGGGAGCCCCGGCCGGGGGCCGGGACGGCUACAGCCUGACCCUGCGCCGGGCACCGCUGGGCACCGUGGCAGCUACAGCCUCGCUCGGGAGAGACACCCACAACUUCACCUUCACGGGCCUGGCCCCAGGAAGCAAAUAUGUGCUGGAGGUGAUGUCCAUGGCGGGGUCCUACCAGGCAUCUGCAGGGAACGUCAGCAACUGGACAUAUCCCCUGGCACCCCGGAACGUGUACAUGACCAACCAAGGCUAUCCCAACAGGCUGAGUGCAUCCUGGCGAGCAGAUCCCCAGGGACAGGACAGUUACAGGCUCCUCCUGUACCACUGGGGGUCAGGUGCUGUGGCAGCCAACAUGUCCGUUGGGAAAGGCACCAGGAAAUUCACCUUCUCUGGUCUGGCUCCAGGACACAAGUACCUGCUGGAGGUGGUGUCUGUGGCAGGGCCCUACAUGGCCUCUGCGGGGAACAUCAGUGACUGGACAACCCCUUCAGUUCCCAAAAAUCUCUCUGUGGUGGCUGAAGGCAACAACACGAUGCUCCUCUCCUGGGGCAGCAUCUCUGGACAGCAGGAUGACUGCCAGCUGUGGCUGCGGGAUCCCAGGAACAGCACCGUGCCCCGGCGGCACGUCCUUGGAAGAGGGCAGGUUCAGCACCUCCUCCAGGGGCUGAUCCCAGGGAGGAACUACUCUGUCUCGUUGAGCUGCGUGGCUGGGCCAUACUGGAGCAGCACCAAACCCCUGGCAGUGCCAAUGGAGCCAAACCCUGUGGAGGACAUGCAAUGCCUACCAGAACCAAGGAGCCUUUACUUGAACUGGACCAGCUCUCCUGGAGAUGUGGAUGCUUAUGAGGUGGUGACAGAGAGACUCUCUGAUGCACGUCCCACCUCCAAGUAUGUCCUGAAUUUCCCUACGAGCGAGGCCAAUCUGGAGGGGCUGAGGCCAAACUCAUCCUACCGAAUUGCUGUGAGCACACUGGGCAUGAACACAAUGAGGAGCCAGGCUGUAACUCUGCUCUGCAACACAACAGUGGAGGCCCUGCCUCCACCCCUGCGAGAAGACAUCUUCCAGGUGGAGGCCAGAUCCACAGUCAUCCUUUCAUCCAACCUGUUCAGCGAGGAGAACGGGCAGAUCGAGUACUAUGGUGUCAUUGCUACCACCAACGAUUCACUGCUGAGGCCCACCCAGGAAAUUAUGUCCAGCACAUGGUAUGACCACUAUUAUGGGACAGAAGAUUCCUACCUGGCUGUGCUGAUCCCCAAUCCCUUCCACCUGAGCCCCAGGAGCUCCCAUGAAACCUGGCGAGUGCCAGUGGGAACAGAGGAGUGUGGCCAGUCCAGGACGACCUGCAAUGGGAAGCUGAAAGCUAACGAGCAGUACAGGUUCAGCAUUGCUGCCUUCACCAAAUAUGAUCCAGUAUCUCCUGCAGUGACAUUCACCAUGUUCUCAGCUGCUGCAUCUGGUGCAGACACAACUCCACUCUCAAUGCCAAUAAUUGCUGGAAUAAUCAUGGGAUUUCUCCUGACACUUGCAGCUAUUUUUGCUUUGAUCUACUGGAAACAGCUCAGAGCAAAGAGAACCAAGAAGAGCAGCUUGCCCCAGGAAAUGACGACCUACAGCUUGAGGAAUGUCCAUCGGCCAAUUCCCAUCCAGAACUUCAGGCAGUACUAUGAGAUGAAGACAGCAAGUGCUAACCAAGGUUUUUUCCAGGAGUUUGAGGAGCUGAAGGAAGUUGGGAAGGAGCAGCCAAAGGUGGAGGCUGAGCUACCAGCCAAUGUCUCCAAGAACAGAUAUCCUCAUGUGCUGCCCUAUGAUCACUCUCGGGUCAAGCUGAGCCAACAGGGGGAGGACCCACACUCAGACUACAUCAAUGCCAACUUCAUGCCUGGCUAUACAUCCCAGCAGGAGUUCAUUGCCACCCAGGGGCCUCUGAAGAAAACGAUAGAGGACUUCUGGAGGCUGGUGUGGGAGCAGAACGUCUGCAACAUCAUCAUGCUGACAGUCUGCAUGGAGAACGGGCGGGUCCUCUGUGAUCAUUACUGGCCAUCCGAAUCUGCCCCAGUCUUCUACGGGCAGGUCCGGGUCCACCUACUGAUGCAGAGCAGCUCUGAGGAGUGGACCAUGCGCCAGUUCAAACUGUGGCAUGAGGGUCUCCGGGCAGAGCGGCACGUGUCCCACCUGCACUACACGGCGUGGCCUGACCAUGGGAUCCCAGAGUCCACAACUUCCAUUCUGACCUUCAGAGAGCUGGUCCGGGAGCACAUCCAGAGCACUAAGGAUGCAGGACCAACCCUUGUGCACUGCAGUGCCGGGGUGGGUCGCACUGGCACCUUCAUCGCCCUGGACCGGCUGCUGCAGCAGGUGAAGCAGGAGAAGGUGGUGGACACCUUUGGUGUUGUUUACACCUUGCGGAUGAACCGUUACCUGAUGAUUCAGACACUGUCCCAGUACAUUUUCCUGCACAGCUGUAUCCUGGACAAGAUAUUGGAGGAGCCACUCUUGAGUUUAUCAGAGGCAGAGAGGUCCUGCCCCAUCCCACUGAAGAGCUUUGCUCAGCACUACGCCCAGAAGGCGGCCAAGGCCCACCUGGGCUUCCUGAGGGAGUAUGAGAGCCUCCUGGAGGUUGUUAAGGAAGAAGCCAGCUCUGCAACACCAUCUUCAGGCACCCGGCAGACACAGCCCUCUUCCAGCAUCCUCCCAUACGAUCGCUCCAGAGUGAAGUUCUCCCUGCUGGAACAGGCCCCUUACUCAGGUCCCCUGCAAGUGUGGCGUGUCCCGGGCUGCAACUCCAGCAGGGAGUAUCUGGCUGUCCAAGGGCCUGACAAGUUGACCAUGGAGGACUUCUGGACCCUGGUGUGGGAACAGGAUGUUCAUACCAUCCUGACACUUCUCCCAUGGCAGCAGAAGGGGGAGGUCCCCAGUGAGGCAUGCUGGCCCCUGGAAGGAGACUCUCUCUGCACAAAGAUGCUGACCAUCCAGAGUGGCACAGAGAAGCUUGUCUCUGGGUGGAGGUGUAUCCAGCUCAAAAUGAAGCACGAGAAGAAAGCAAAGGAGAGGCAGGUACAACAGUUCCUGUACACGCUGUGGAGCAGCACGAAGCAGCCAGAUGUGCAGAGCCUGGUGGAGCUCCUCACUGCUGUCAGACGGGGCCAGCCCCACCGCAAGAGGGCCAGUCCUCUCCUGCUGCACUGCAGUGGUGGCAUGAGCCAAAUGAGGACCCUGAUCUCCCUGGACUGCCUGUUGCACCAGAUCAAAGCUGAAAGAAUUGUGGAUGUCUACAGGGUGACCCUCCAGCUGGCAAGAAGCUGCUGUCUGAUGACCCCGACUCUGGAUGAGUACAUGUUCCUCUACAGCUGCAUCCGGGACGUGGUGGCUCAGAAGCAGCCCUGACACUGCCCAGCACUCCCCGGCACCAUCCUGCUCUUCACCUCUGCCAGGACCUGUUUGAAGGCAGAAGCUGGGCUGAGAGCACCAUGAAGCUCCUGGCACAGUGUGAGCCCUGCAGCCAGAGGGGACCUGCCCCAUCACUGCCACCAAGGUGUCCCACCUGGCCUCAGCAGCCCUGUGGGGGCUCCUGAAGAGCAGGGCAGUGCUGCAGACCUGCAGGGCUGGGCAGGAUGCUACCCUGCUUUGGCUUUCUCCUGGGAUUCCUGAUGCCUGGAAGUUUUAACCCUGCUGUGGGACACAGUGCUGGCUUUGAGGGCUCUGCCCUUGCCCCAUGGCACAGGAGGGACAGCCCUGGGCACUGCCAGCUCCGUGUGCCCAGGGGGUCUCAGACUGUGGGCAGAGCUUGUUUGGCUGGUGGAUCAGUCAGGUACAAGCAAUAAA